Phaedon cochleariae (mustard beetle) is the source of this 3535-nucleotide messenger RNA. The record is from the annotation of a GenBank genome assembly. NCBI's taxonomy places the organism in Eukaryota, Metazoa, Arthropoda, Insecta, Coleoptera, Chrysomelidae.
AUGGAGAUAAUUAGAUUCUUCGUCCAUAUUUCGAAUGUAUUUCUUUGUAUCAUUGUUUUUGAUAAUACUAAUUCACUCAAGGUUCCAAAUGCGAGUAUCGAAACGAAUAACAGAGAGUCUGAAGGAUUUAGAUGUACUCUCCCACCAUAUCCGCAAAAUGGAAAAUGGACCGUUUCGGAUGCAUUAGGAAAGCCAGGAGAUGAGAUAAAAAGAGGUGUACCCAUCAAGUUCGAAUGCAAUCAGGAAUAUCAACUGACCCCUGACCAACCAUAUCAAGUAUGCGAUGAGAAUCAUUGGGCGUCCUCAAUUGAUGCCAAAAUGUUUAGCCAACAGGACCACUUCACAACUUGAUGGGCUUACGGAAGCUAAAGGAGAAAACUAUGAGGGUUGUGAAACUGCCCCUCAAAAUCUACAGGUCGGGUGUUCUAUUCCAAAGGAAAGGGGAACAUGCAUGAACUACACGGUUAAAUGGUUCUUUGAUAUGGACUAUGGUGGCUGUUCAAAAUUCUAUUAUGGAGGUUGUGAUGGUAACGAGAACCGUUACAAGUCUAAAGAAGAAUGCGAAUCAGUUUGUGUUAAGCCUGAAGGAACAGAUAGGUGCAAUUUGCCUAAAGUGGCUGGUCCAUGCGAAGGCUAUUACCCUGUUUGGUACUAUGAUAAAGACUUGAAGAACUGUGCUCAGUUCGUGUAUGGGGGAUGUCUUGGUAAUAAUAAUAAAUUCGAAAGCAGAGAGGAGUGCCUCAACCAAUGUGUUACCGAUAGCAGCCCAGAUCCUUGUGAACAAAAACAAGAAGCAGGUCCAUGCAACGGACAGUACCAAAGGUAUUGGUGUGAUGAAGAGACUGGUCAAUGUCAACCUUUCGUGUAUAGGGGUUGCAAAGGGAAUAAAAACAACUUCCCUACUAUUGAGGCUUGCAGGCAACAAUGUGCUACACCUGGUGAAAAGAAAGAACUAUGUCCUCCAAUAUACUCAACGCCUAUCUUGAGCGUAGUAUGUCAGGAUGUAACUGGAAAUAAAAUCAGUUGCACCAAGGCAACUGAUGGAACAUAUCUCACAUAUCAGUGUAUUCAGUAUUAUGAGACUUUAGGUAGGCAACAAAGUCUAUAUUGCAGCCAUGGAACAUGGGACUCACAACCUAUUUGUCAACCAGUUUGUGGAAAAAAAAUCGACACCAACUUAACUCCACUGAUAUUCAAUGGUGUAGACACCACCGAACUGGAAUAUCCUUGGAUUGUAGCUAUAUUCAUUAAAAAUAAUGGACAAUUCAUCAAUAACUGUGGGGGUACGCUGAUAUCUACCCGGAUGGUUCUCACUGCUGCACAUUGCGUUACCAACAGCUAUGCACAAGCCUUCAAUGAGAGUGAAAUUCAGGUUGCUGCUGGAAAAUAUUACAAUAAGUAUGGUGAUGCUAGAGAUAAACAUGUACAAUAUCUAGAGAUUUCUGGUAUAAUAGUACACGAAGAGUUCAGGGGAACUACUCGGCAUUAUCAGUAUGACAUCGCUCUGAUCAUCACCAGAAGCUUAUUCAAGCUUGGACCAGCUGUUCAACCAGUUUGUAUAGAUAAUAUAAAUGGUAUUCACCUACAUGCAGGAAAUAGUGGGGAAAUCGCGGCUUGGGGUAUCACCGAAAAUAACACAGUUGCUGACCACCUGAGAACCCUGAUAAUUCCAUAUAAAGAUCAAACAACUUGCGCAAAUGAGCUACCAUAUGACUGGGCUGAUCGAUACAAUUUCGAUGAUAAGAUUUGUGGUGGUUUCUUGGGAAAAAACAAAAGCGUAUGUAGGGGAGACAGUGGCAGUGGUCUAGUUUUCCGAAAUCCAGAUGACAACAGAUACUACGUCCAUGGUUUAGUGAGCAUUGCACCAGCAGUCCAAUAUGCAUCAUGUAAUAGUCAGAAUAAUGCAUUAUUCACGAAAGUUUCCAAAUAUUACCAAUGGUUGGACAAGAAACGGAAGAUGAGCUAUGUUGAGGAAUGUACUCUUCCCUCAUAUCCUAAUAAUGGUAUAUGGAGACUGGAGAACGACAGUGGAAUGGGACCUGGAGACAUUUCAACUUCUGAUACUAUACUUGAGUUCUCUUGUAACAAAGGUUACAAAUUGUCUUCAAAGUAUCCUAAGUAUUACUGUUCAUCUAUGUUGCAGCUUCCUGUUUGUCAUUCAUUAUGCCCGAUUCCAAAUUUUCCUCCAGGAACGAUAGUUUCUUGCCAAGACGAUAAAAAUACAGUCAUCGAUUGUGCUGACACUGUUUCUGGUUCAAGCAUUAUUUAUAGUUGUCCUGGUGGUUAUAAAACUGAAAGCGGUACAUCAUCUGGUAAAAACUACUGCAACGGAGGAUCCUGGGAAAAUCAUAAUCUAGGAUGUUAUCCAAGGACAGAAUCAGAAUCAACUCCAACCCCGAAAGAGAUCAAUUCGAAAUCAUCUACAGCAAACGCAAUGAAAGAUCCCAUAGUAGUAGAUACAACCGGAGUGAAUGUGAUGUGCACUUAUGCUAGUUGGUGGUCAUAUCAUGGAGUGAAUCCUGAAGACUUUGAACCUAGUCUUUGCACCCAUAUCACUUAUGAUUAUGUAGGGAUAAAUGGAACAGGGGAUCUAAGAGUGCAAGAUGAAACACUUGAUCUAGGUGAAUUCAAUGAAGGUGGUCUUUAUCGAAGAAUAACAAACCUCAAAGUGAAAAACAAGAGACUGAAGGUACUUUUGAGUGUUGGAGGCAGCAAGUCCAGUAAUGCCAGUUUGUUCUCGAAUAUUGCGGCUGACGCAGCUAAAACGGCAGCAUUCAUCAACAGCGCAAGCCAUUUCAUCAGGACCUACAAGUUUGAUGGACUCGACAUCGAUUGGUACUAUCCGAAAUUAUCCGACGAAAUAAACUACAUUACGUUCCUCAGAAAGAUCAGAAAUGAGUUCGACAAACAAGGUUGGUUGCUUAGUGCCUCUGUACGCUCGGAUCCUGAGGAUACUGGGUACGAUGCGAUAAAGAUGAAUAAGAUCCUGGACUGGAUCACCAUCAACACAUUCGACAUGUAUGGAUCAUGGAGUUCAUACACCGGCAACCACAAUGCUUUGUAUCCUUCUUCUGUCGAAUAUGAGUGGGAAAAAAACCACCUGAGCGUUCAUUCGGCAGCCAAUAACUGGUUGAAUGCUGGUCUCACCAGAAAUAAGAUGGUUUUGAGUGUAGCAUUCUAUGGGAUAUCAUUUACUCUGAAGAAUAGUUCUCAGCAUACCAUUCAUUCACCAAUCUCUGGGAUAGGUCCUGGAGAUGACAAUGGGUUUCUACGGUAUUCUGAAAUUUGCAUCAAUUAUAAGGACUAUAAUGAAGUCUGGGAUGAUGAGCAAAAAGUAUCAUAUAAAUACAAAGAUGAUAAAUGGUUUGGAUACAACUCCAAAGAUGCCGUUUGGAUCAAAGUGAGUUAAAACCAAAUUACUAGAACUAACUUGUCAGAAUUUAUGAGAUUAUUAUUGGAUUCAACGUUCUCAUCGUAUCCCAGGACUUAUUUCAAAAAUCUCGAUAACAAAUAUCAUGAAUCGAAGUAUGCAACG